This is a messenger RNA of Musa acuminata AAA Group (dessert banana), 2070 nucleotides long. Its product is annotated as phosphatidate cytidylyltransferase 1. The record is from RefSeq and is a predicted model, not a curated record. Bases 419 to 1549 code for a protein of 376 amino acids. Gene Ontology annotation, cellular component: endoplasmic reticulum membrane. Lineage: Eukaryota; Viridiplantae; Streptophyta; Magnoliopsida; Zingiberales; Musaceae. The transcript has 13 exons. Gene Ontology annotation, molecular function: phosphatidate cytidylyltransferase activity.
GAGAAGUGCGACUGCCACAUAAGUCCUCCUGCAGUUGUACUGCCCUUCACAUCCCCCACAUAAAUCGCGCUCUCCGUCUCGUCCCCUCAAAAUUAUCGUUUCUUCCGCUCCCUAGAAGACUCAACCUGCUCCCGCUGAGAUAAUCCCGCUGAGGUAAAAAUCGAUUCUUCUCCUAUCCCGUUGGGAAGAGUUCGUCUUCCGCUCACGACAAGGUUUCUUCCUGCUUCUUCUGUGCUUGGUUGAUUACAAAACAUCUGAUUGCCAUGAAAGAUAGCAGCUACAGUGACACUUCAAAUUAUUUGGGAGGGGUUCGGCAUCGUAAACACCCUAGUGAGAUGACUUUUUUCAGGUUUCUCCAGAUGCAGAUAAAGCAAAUAGAUCAAAUUUGCUUGUUAAUGACCGCAAUAAAUACAAAUCAAUGCUUAUUCGUGCUUACUCAUCAGUGUGGAUGAUAGGGGGUUUCUCUUUUAUAAUCUAUAUGGGUCAUCUUUAUAUAUGGGCCCUAAUAGUGGUCAUCCAAAUUUUUAUGGCAAGAGAGCUGUUUAGCCUUCUCAGAAGAUCCAAUGAAGAAAGACAGCUUCCAGGAUUUAGACUUUUGAAUUGGCAUUUUUUCUUCACUGCAAUGUUGUUUACUUAUGGACAUUUUCUUACCCAGCAGCUCGUUAACACUGUGACUUCAGAUAAAUUGCUGUGCCAGCUCGUCAGUGGGCUUAUCAAAUAUCAGAUGUUUAUUUGUUACUUCCUAUAUAUUGCAGGCUUUGUAUGGUUUAUUCUCACACUGAAGAAGAAGAUGUAUAGGUAUCAGUUCAGCCAGUUUGCAUGGACACACAUGAUUCUUCUAAUGGUUUUCAUACAGUCAGCUUUCACUGUGGCAAACAUAUUCGAGGGUAUCUUUUGGUUUCUCUUACCAGCAUCACUUAUUAUUAUCAAUGACAUUGCUGCAUAUUUUUUUGGGUUCUUCUUUGGAAGAACACCAUUGAUCAAAUUAUCUCCAAAGAAAACUUGGGAGGGAUUUAUUGGGGCAUCAGUCACAACGUUGCUCUCCGCCUUUGUGUUAGCAAAUAUUAUGGGUCAUUUUCAGUGGCUUACAUGUCCUAGAAAGGACUUGUCAACCGGAUGGCUGAACUGUGAUCCUGGCCCAUUGUUUAAGCCAGAAUAUUUUUCACUACCUGCAUUGAUGCAUCAAUGGUUUCCUUGGAAAGAAGUGGCAAUUUUGCCUGUACAAUGUCAUGCUUUAGCUUUUGGUCUAUUUGCAUCGAUAAUAGCACCAUUUGGAGGAUUCUUCGCAAGUGGCUUUAAAAGGGCCUUCAAACUUAAGGACUUCGGCGACAGCAUUCCUGGACAUGGUGGUAUUACUGACAGAAUGGACUGCCAAAUGGUUAUGGCUGUGUUUGCAUACAUAUAUCAUCAAUCAUUUGUCAUGCCUCCGAGUUUCUCAGUUGAGAUGUUCUUGGACCAGAUAUUAAGGAACCUUACCAUUGAGGAGCAGCAGCUUCUAUACGAGCAACUCGGGAAUUUUUUUCAAGCAAGGCAAUUGUUGCAAGCCUAGUUCCUUCUCUAAUUAGCAACCGGCUUUAUGUACAUUAUCGUUUUCAUUGUUCGCUCUCCAGAUGGGUCUUAAGAGUCAAGCAUAGCCCUUUAAACUGCAUCUCAAUUUUCUUUCUGCUUGGAAGCUCUAUGUAGUGUUGAACUUCCCACACACCUCUGCAAAGUGCUCGCACUUUUCCUUUUUGUCUAAGUACCACAUCAUUUAGUAGCUGAUCUACACUCCUAGGAUUUCAAAAGAUUUCAUAUACUUGGCAUAUUUCUCAGGCUGAAGGCUUUCAAACUGCUUUGAAAUGGUAUUAUCUCAUGUUAGCUUGCCCUAGUCCAGCAUACUGGAAACCUUGCCCAGUGUGGUUCAUUUGCCCAUGUAACAACAUUUUAUCUUGCAUAUAUGCUUCCAUAUUACAGAAAGGUCAUGUUGUUCGUUUGAUUUUAAGUUAGGGAAAGUCCAAGUACAAAAGGUCAGUCUGAAACCUUUGAUAUGGCUUCAAGGAGGAUAAAGAAUGAAUGCUAAAAUUUCAGUGA